AUGUGGCUUCGGAGCUGUUCAGGGGAUGUACCUGAGUGGAUUGUCUUCGAUUUCUUUUUCUCUCUUCUCGCCGCAUUCAAACACAAACGAUCGAAGAGUGCGCUGGCGCUUGCAAUCUUACAUCGUGAUAAAUCAAAAGACAUCAACGAAGAUCUCGCCUAUCGUGAAAGUGGUUCGCUUGAGUCUGGCGCGUCCUCUCCUGUUAACAGCACCUCCUCUUUCUCACUGCUGUCGCACAAGAAUAGCAGCCGCCGAAAGUCGCCCCAAGAGGCAAACCCCCCUCCCAUGAACUCAGAGACGACGCUUGAGCCAACCGGCUUCAAUUACAGCACAGAAAACGUCGAGAAAAUGCCGUCUCUAGCUCAUUCAGGGAUUGGAAGCAUGACACUUGAACAAUCCGUGCGCACCUUUCGAUUAUUCGAGAUUCUGCGGAGCGGGGACACGAAUGCGAUAUUGAAAGCGAUUAAGGAGACCAGGGAGCCUCAAGGGGCAUGCGCUUUGGCUGGCACAACGAUCCUGCAUUUGGCAAUUCAAUGUGCCGAGCCGCAGGUUGUCGAAUUCGUUUUGUCUCUGGGAGAUGAUCUGGAUAUCAACGCCCGCGAUCGAGAUGGGAAUACUCCACUUCAUCUUGCGGCCCAGCUAGGAAGAGGGCCUCUAGUCCGCGAGUUGUUGAAUCGUCCCUCAGUCAAUGAUUCAAUUGUCAAUUACCGUGGCCAGACUGCCCUUGAUGUUGCGCGUAACCCCGAAAUUUUCCAGCAGCUCCAGCUUGCUAGAUCUCUAUUUAUUGACAGUAAGACACAAGAAAUCCAGUCCCUUGUGUCUCAAGGCGAUCACGAGAAGCUUGAGAAGGUAUUGGAGGAGCCGCGCGUUGAGGGAAUAUUAGAUGUGAACAGCCUGGACUUGGUCACCGACCCAACUACCGCACAAUCUGGAGGCACCUUGCUGCAUGAGGGCGCUAGAAAGAAAGAUACGAGACUCAUCCAAAUUUUACUCAUGCAUGGAGCUGAUCCUUUCCGGCGCGAUAAGAAAGGUAAGCUGCCUCAAGAUGUUACGAAGGACGAUAAGACACGUGCCAUUGUCAAAAAAUCUCCUGCUGCAGUUAUCGCACAGCGUGGCAUUCAAGAGAAAGCCAUCCUCGGCAGCAGCUCCGCUCAAGGUGUUUCUGGACGGUCAGGGGCAGGUGAGGCGCCGCUCGCGGGCAAAGAUGCCCGUGAAAUGAGAGGCUAUCUGAAGAAAUGGACGAAUUAUACCAGUGGAUAUAAGCUGCGAUGGUUCGUGCUUGAAGAUGGCGUCCUCAGUUACUACAAACAUCAAGACGAUGCGGGCUCUGCUUGUCGUGGCGCGAUCAAUAUGAAGAUCGCUAGACUCAGCAUGGACGCGCAGGACAAGACGCGAUUUGAAAUACAUGGAAAGUCGUCUGUCAAAUAUCAUCUCAAGGCGAACCAUGUCGUGGAGGCUAAGCGCUGGUUCUGGACUCUGAACAACGCCAUACAAUGGGCGAAAGAUGAAGCAAAGGAGGAACAGAGACGCCAGACAAGACAUGCUGAGGCACUUCGCCAGGCAAAGAUGGACCAGAUCGAAGGCCGGAGUCCAACAGACACUGCAUCCGAAUCCCCGAAUUUGGCCGCCACCAAGUCGAAUGGGAAAGGCCUAGCACCUCCGUCUCUAGCCGUGCCAAGUGGUAGCAGUCACAGACUCAGUACAUAUGCGUCUCGUACGACUCUUGACAGCGUACCUGCAGAUGAGGAAGCCUCAAUGUACGGUUCUUACGAUCAGAGCGUUUUGCAGAACGAGGUCAAUCGGGUGGUCAGUCAUGUAACUAGUCAUCCGGAUGCCGAAGGUGACGAGGACGACUUCGGCGAGUACGCGUCUAGUCGUGACAUCAGUCCUUCCGAUAAAGAUGCGCUGAACAUCACGGCGCAAUCGGCAAAACUUCAACUCGAGAUUCUGGCCAAUGUCGCCUCUGCGUUGCAAGCCGAGAAAUCGAAGGAUUCGAACGUGCCAAUCUCGGACCCCACGGUUGGUCAAGCCCUUGUAGCUUAUGAGGCGGCUGUAAGCAGCCUGCAAGGUCUAGUCCAAAACCUUCUCAAGAUAUCGCGGGAUCGCGAUUCUUAUUGGCAAUAUCGACUCAACCGAGAGGCGUAUCUUCGUAAAAUGUGGGAGGAAAGCAUGGCGCGCAUUGCACAGGAGCAUGAAGAGCUGCAAUCGAAGAUGGGGGAAUCUGAAGAGAAGCGCAGACGUACUAAGCGAGCUCUUAAAGAAGCUCUGGAAAGCGUGUCCGCACACACCAGUCGUCUUGGCAGCAAGGAUCCGUCUCGCAUACAAGUCUCUGGGGAAGAUAGCGGUGUUGGCCGAGAUGAGGCGGAAGAACAAGUUGCAGAGCCCGUGGAGGACGUGACUCAAUACGAGGAGAAAGAGUCUGGAAAGCCUUUACGUCGCAAGAGGUCGGCUCUCUCUCGCAUCAGCAGUCUGUACGAUUCUGAAUCGGACGAAGAUGAUGAAUUUUUUGAUGCUAUCGACGCUGGCGAGAUAGAAGUGGAAGACAUGACUACCUCGAAAUUGAUCGAGGAAGAGAAGGAAAAGCCAGAAUUAGAAAGCACUGAACUUCGAGCUGUGAAACGCGCCGAGAUAAUCCCCUCUUUCAAGGGUUACGAAGAGCCUGUGCGAACAAGACUUAAGCUGGACAACGACAAUAGGCCGAAAAUCUCCUUGUGGGGAAUCCUGAAAUCUAUGAUUGGCAAGGACAUGACAAAGAUGACUUUACCAGUAUCUUUCAAUGAGCCAACAUCAUUGCUUCAACGAGUAGCGGAGGACUUAGAAUAUGCUGACCUUCUGGACAUCGCGGCGGACCGAUCCGACUCGAUGGAGCGCUUAGUGUAUGUUGCUGCAUACGCAGCGAGUGAAUAUGCUUCAACGAUUGGCCGUGUGGCGAAGCCUUUCAAUCCUCUUCUUGGAGAAACCUUUGAAUAUGCUCGGCCCGACAAGGGAUAUCGGUUCUUCAUUGAGCAGGUUAGCCACCACCCACCGAUUGGCGCAGCGUGGGCCGAGUCACCGAAGUGGGAUUAUUGGGGGGAGUCCGCUCUCAAAUCAAAGUUCUACGGCAAAUCAUUCGAUAUCAACCUCCUUGGAACCUGGUUUCUGAAACUGCGUCCCGUGUCAGGCGGAGAGGAGCUCUACACAUGGAAGAAAGUCACCUCGUCUGUCAUUGGCAUUAUUACAGGCAACCCCACUGUUGACAACUACGGUCUGAUGGAGAUCAAAAACUGGACUACCGGCGAGGUUUGCUACCUGGAUUUCAAACCGAGAGGCUGGAAGGCGUCUUCUGCUUACCAGGUGACUGGCAAAGUUGUUGAUCGGGACGGAUCACCGAGAUGGAGUAUUGGUGGGCGCUGGAAUGAUAAAAUCUACGCGCGCCAUACCCCUGGGUUCGAAGCGCAAGUGUCCGGUCAGGAUCCCGAGUCAGCUAAGACCUUUCUGGUGUGGCAGAGCCAUCCUCGGCCAAGUGGAAUUCCUUUCAAUCUGACACCCUUUGUCAUUACACUGAAUGCUCUUCCUGAGGGUUUGAGAGAGAAUCUCCCGCCCACUGACACGCGACUCCGCCCUGAUCAGCGUGCAAUGGAAGACGGCGAGUACGAAUUCGCUGCUAAUGAAAAACAUCGGGUUGAAGAAAAGCAACGGGCGAAGCGUCGCGAGAGGGAGGCUAGGGGCGAGGAUUACCGCCCUCAGUGGUUCACCAGGGCUAAAUGUCCGAUCACUGGAGAGGAAUACUGGGCGCACAAUGGAAAGUAUUGGGAAUCGCCUUCAUCUACUACCUCUCAAACUGCGAAGCCACUAGCGCACCGAGCCUCGUCCACCUCGUCGAGCCAAGCGCAGGAGACGAGAGCUUUGCUGAAACCAAACAACCUCUUUCACCCUUUCUCGAAGUCCCCCGCACCCGCGAUUAGACAGCGUGCGGCGUUCAUCAGAGAGAAUGCUUUUUGUCCGCACCCGAGUCAUCAACAAACCCGUGCAGCUCUCUCGCCUCACGAUCCUGAAUCUCGGAAGAGCCACGAAAGCGCACUGCCUCCGGCCCACUCUCACUUUGAAUGCCCCGACUGUGGCGUUCCGAUCUACUGUUCCGAGGGACACUGGAUGGAUGAUUUUGAGGCGCAUCUGGAGAUCUGUGACACCAUCAGACAAAUUAACGAGGAUGACCACGAUCUUCAUUCCGGGCGUUUUUUCCCCGAGUUCACCUACCCAGGGUUGCAGGACGACAACUUCGUCAUUAACAUGACCAAUUGGGACACUUUCCUUUAUACACGGGAAUUUGAUGCGAUCAAUCAUGAUCGAAGCAUGCGACAAGUGACCAGGAUGCUUACAUACCCGCUGACGAUCGGAAGUGUUCUGCAUGAGCUGAGUCCUUACAGCGUUCGAAAGGGGGGUAGACUGACUACCGAAGGGCUCAAGAGCGUUAGCGCUCUUCGAUACACCUUGCACCCUCCAAAGACAGGAGAGGGCGUUGAUAUCCAAGGUCUGCGCCUGAAGGCACCCCCAGUUCGAGUCUUCAUACUCGGUGCGCGUGCCGAAUCAUCCCUUCCUCGCGACGUCUGGCUGCAAUUGAGCUACAUCUUCCCGCGGUCCUUGAUUCACUUGAUUUUCAUUGGACCUGAGAGUAUGGCCAACCGUGACGCCGAGUUCCCACUUCCCGAGCGGACCCCUGAGAAUCCGUUUGGGGGCAUUGUGGAGGAUCGACUUGGUGGCCAGUUGAAGAUCACAACGUACGUCGACUACUUCCACACCAUGUAUAAAGCGCAAUACUUCCAGCCGUUUGAUCCCUAUCUGGACUGCUUUGUACUUUUCCAUCCGGGUCUUGGGCACCCUGCGAGCUCACAUGAGUGGGAAGAAACUCUUCCACAACUUUUGGAGACCAAGGUCCCCAUAAUUACCACUGGAUACACACAGUGGGACAUGGAGAGGGAUAUCGACUGGGUCCGUGAGAAAUGCGCCGGUGAGUUCGACAUUCUGCUUGAGCCCGGCGAGAAUAUCUUCCGUAGUCUGCGCUGGGAUCUGAACGACUUGGAUCCUCACGAUGUUUCUUGUGGAAAUUGGGGUCUGUGGGCAUUCAGAGGAAAGAGAUACGAGGCAACCUACAGGGACUCAUAA
This is a messenger RNA of Aspergillus thermomutatus, 5142 nucleotides long. RefSeq lists its product as uncharacterized. NCBI's taxonomy places the organism in Eukaryota, Fungi, Ascomycota, Eurotiomycetes, Eurotiales, Aspergillaceae. Gene Ontology annotation, molecular function: sterol binding; protein binding. Gene Ontology annotation, biological process: endocytosis; maintenance of cell polarity; exocytosis. The record is from RefSeq and is a predicted model, not a curated record. Gene Ontology annotation, cellular component: nuclear envelope; cytosol; intracellular membrane-bounded organelle. The transcript is spliced from 8 exons. The coding region runs from base 1 to 5142 and encodes 1713 amino acids.